AUGGAUGAUUUUGAAGACUUUGAAAUAACAAAUGAUGAUUUGACGCAGAUUGAAAAUAUAGAAAUUUCCUUGCUCAAUAGUAGCUUUCAGCUAAGUUCAGAGUCUGAGGAAGAGUAUGACUUACAACCACCUUUACGAAAGCGACGUCGACGAGUUCUGUCCAUUAGUGACACGAGUGACAUUGAACUUGAAAAUGCCGUGCCAAGUACUUCUGGUCACACCGCGUCGCUUCCUGUAUCAUCUACCGUGUGGCACCAACCAAAAGGUAAUCAGCGUCGGAUUAUCCCCUACACUGAAUUCCCAGGAUUAGAUUCACGAGUAGUAAGAGAAAUGAUCGAUAAGACCCCGGCAGAUUUCUAUCAUUUUUUAGUACCAGACGAAGUAUUUGAAAUGGUGGCCGAUUGUACGAAUAGCUUUGCUAUAAAAAAAAUCACAGGAUCGGACGCAGCAUCUAAAGCUGCGCGGAUUCGCCAAUGGAAACCUACAUCCACAGCAGAGAUAAAACGAUUUUUCGGAUUGAUUAUUUUCAUGGGGGUCGUAAAAUUACCCAAAAUAUCCUACUACUGGUCAAAAGAUGCUGUACUUGGACAGAAUUUUCCUCGAACAAUAAUGAGUCGAAACCGAUUUGAGUUGCUGUUGCAAAUGCUGCACUUUUCUCAACAAGAUGAAGACAAUAAAUCUAAUAGAAUACACAAGAUUCAGAAAUUGCUCGAAGUUAUGAACAGGAACUUCCAAAAAAAGUACACCCCUUCCGAAGAGAUCUGCAUAGAUGAAAGCGUGGUGCCUUUUCGCGGACGAAUAAUUUUUCGUCAAUACAAUAAACAAAAAAGGCAUAAAUAUGGUAUAAAGGAGUUUAAGUUAUGUACCAUUCCUGGUUAUACAUAUAAAAUAAAUGUAUACGCAGGAAAGAAUAACGAUGAAGUCAAUACUACACCGUUGAACGUCGUUAUGUCUUUAUGCAGCGAUCUUCUAUACAAGGGACAUACGCUAGUGACCGACAACUGGUACACCAGUAUAGAUCUUGCCAAAAAACUUCUGGAUGCAGAGACUCAUCUCGUAGGCACGAUUCGGAAGAACCGGAAGCAUCUGCCAAAGGAUGUAGUAAAUGCUAAACUGAAGCGAGGACAAUUCGUGGCGAAGGAAAGCGAAGAGGGCAUAACUGUAAUGAAGUGGAAGGAUAAAAGAGACGUCCUUUUGCUGUCCACAAAACACUCAGUGCGAUUCCAAAAUGUCCGAAAACGUAACAAAGUUACUUCUAAACCAAAAAUAGUCAUUGAUUAUAACGUUGCUAAAGGAGCUGUAGAUAUGCUCGAUCUGCUGGCUGCUUACUCAACUCCACUGAGGAAAUCGAUAAAAUGGUACAAGAAAUAUGCAAUCAACCUUCUCCUAAACACAGCAGUGGUCAAUGCACUGGUCUUGUACCAAAGCGUUACUGGCAAGAAAAUACAAAUGGCAGACUUCCGGCUGGAAUUACUGAAGUCAUUUUGCAGCCAACAAGAUGUUCCAGUUGGAAGACCUAGAAGAAUGAUACACAAACUGCAACAAAAAGAAGGGCAAGCCAGAACAAGCAGGCGGGCAUGUGUGAACUGUUACAAAAUUAACGCAGCUACUUACGGCAGAAAGUUGGCUAAAAACAAGACUAAAAAGAAUAGGAAUAACAUACUGGCAAAUGCACUGUUAAACAUGAGUGUUGAACACAAGGUGAGUAUAACGCAAAAGUAUUUAGAGCCUGGUCACACACAAAUGGAGUGUGACUCGGAGCAUGCUGCAAUCGAAAGGAAGUUGAAGAACAGAGAAAUCCUCAAACCCAGCGACUUCAUAACUGUGACUAAAGAGGCACGAAAGAAACCUACUCCCUAUGAAGCCAUUCAUAUUUGUACUAUAAUAUUAAGGUGA
Molecule: messenger RNA, 1896 nt
Organism: Colias croceus (clouded yellow)
Lineage: Eukaryota; Metazoa; Arthropoda; Insecta; Lepidoptera; Pieridae
Product: piggyBac transposable element-derived protein 4-like
Exons: 2
Coding region: 1-1896 (631 amino acids)
Source: RefSeq, a predicted model, not a curated record